This is a messenger RNA of Drosophila miranda, 818 nucleotides long. RefSeq lists its product as uncharacterized. Gene Ontology annotation, molecular function: chitin binding. Bases 311 to 805 code for a protein of 164 amino acids. The record is from RefSeq and is a predicted model, not a curated record. NCBI's taxonomy places the organism in Eukaryota, Metazoa, Arthropoda, Insecta, Diptera, Drosophilidae. Gene Ontology annotation, cellular component: extracellular region. The transcript is spliced from 3 exons.
GCUUGAGCAAACAGCUUCCCCCCGCCCCCGAACACAGAAACGAAACGAAUCGAAUCGAAAGUUGCCACGAACAGAAGACCGUUAGCUGUACGAGUGCCCGUAUUAGCGGCAGGCUAGGCUACCCUUGAAAGCUCUUGGUCCCACUCUGGCUGGUCCGAAGUGGCGUUCGGCUGCCUGGCGGAAAACUGUAUUUCAGUGUGAUUUUCAAACCCAAGUCGGUCGGUUGUUACUCCAAAUCCGACUCCGACUCCAAUUCCUACUCCAGUUACAGUUCCAGUUAAAACUCGUAGGCGGAUCAUUUGCCCCCAAGAUGCUCUCACUCUCGCUGAUGCUGAUCGUACUGGGAGCCGCUGUGGCCAUUGAAGUGCAGAAAUUCGGAUAUCUGUUUAAUCCCCCUCAACCGGAACAUCCGCGGCAUGAGGAGAAACAAGAUCUGAACAAGAUACCGGGUGUGGCUGGCGUAGAUUAUCCUAUAUAUCACGAGGUGCCCCACACCCAAUUCAGCUGUCAUAAUGUCCCCGCCGUUCCGGGAAUGUAUGCGAAUGUGGAGACUGGCUGCCAGGCCUACCACGUGUGCCACGAUGGACGCGAAGGACACCAGGGUGCCAAGUUUCUGUGCACAAAUGGCACUAUCUUCAACCAGAAGGAGUUUGCCUGCGAUUGGUGGUACAAUGUCAAGUGCGAGGAGGCCAUCAGUCUAUAUCACUUGAAUGCCGAUCCGGAGCAUAAUCCCUACUUUCCGAAAAAGAAGCCUGAACUCGAACAUCUGGACCAUGAUGCUGGAAAGUUUCUGAUUCAAGCCUAAUAUACUCUUCACU